Ectocarpus siliculosus is the source of this 3867-nucleotide messenger RNA. NCBI's taxonomy places the organism in Eukaryota, Phaeophyceae, Ectocarpales, Ectocarpaceae. The record is from the annotation of a GenBank genome assembly.
AUGGAUGGCUCGCUAUUCCGGGCUGUGGACGUGGCUGAACUGGAAACGAAGGUCUUAGCGGAAGCUGACCAGAGGGCACGGGAUGCAAGCAUUCCCCAGUUCUUCGUUUCGAGCACAGGAGAGGGUUUGGGGUUUGGCCCUUCCUCUCUUGGCAGUUUCUGCUCAACGACAGACCCAUUCAUAUUCCGCCUAGCUGCGGAUGUGGCAAGACGGGAAGGCCGAGAAUUGCGAGAAGGGGGUGUUGGCAACUUGGCAGCCCGUGACAGGGUGCAGAUGAAAACGCAAAUUUUGAGAGGAUUGCUGCGCGAUAGAUGUGGGGACGACGGGCAAGAGGAAGCUGGGGCCGCAGGAUGCGUGGAAGCUGCCUCAUGUUCUGAAGAGCAGAGCCAUGAAGACCUUGUGAAAACAGGCGCUGUCACCCCUCUCGACGCGUUUGAUGAUCCCACAAUCGGUCUGGCUGGGAGACGCCGGAAGACAAUUCAGGACUACAAGGUGGCAGAGGGUAUGACCGUAAAGCUCCCUCGCUCUCGACGUCCCAAAGCAAGAACACGGGAAAGUGUUCGGAAGCAAGCCGAAUCUGGGAACGAUUCCUUUGGAGAGCUCGACAACGCUGGGACUAGCAUUGAUUCUUCGACGUUUGUCCAACCCCAACGCAGCUCGAGAGGGGAUGAGGGAGUCAGCGCGGAAAAAAACGCCGCCGUCCAGUGUCCCGUCUGCGCGCAGAUGGUCACGGUCGACGAUCCGGCAAACCCGGACAUUUGCCUCAGUAGACACAUGGAUCGAUGCACUCGCAGUGCCAGGCGGAGAUCGUGUCGGCAAGCAGGAGAAGCGAGGGGCCUCGAAAAGGGAAGUGACGCUAGCACAAGACCAAGAGCGUCGAGUCGAGGAGGUGGUGGAAGCACCAGCAAGCGCCGGGGGCAAGAUUCCGAUGUAAAUGGUGGUCAUUUGGCCGCGAAAUCUAGAAGUAGCGCCCUUGUAGACCAUCUAGGAACCGGGGUGACGAGGGCGAAGCGACGAAAAGCAUCAGGCCAGGCCGUGGUACACGGGAGCGAAAGUAGUGAAACGGAUGCUGCACUCAAGGUUCUCGGUGGAGGCCAGUCGCUGGUGGACGACUUCGAUGACGAAGACUUCGAGACCCGGAAGGCGCAAGUCGUUGAUCUUUCGGUAGCCAACGGUGUGGGUGAGGAUUCCCUAAGCGCCAACUCUGCCGAGCUGGGGGACGGCUUGAUUUUGGACGAUGGCAUCGCUCAACGCCUGUUCCAGUUUCAGCGCACAGGCGUGCGCUGGAUGUGGCAACUGCACAGACAGGGUGCUGGCGGGAUUGUCGGAGAUGAGAUGGGCUUAGGCAAGACCGUUCAGGUGUCAGCGUUUCUCGGAGCGCUCCACGGGAGUAGCGUGAUGCGACGAGCGUUAAUCUUGUGCCCAGCCACGGUCCUUUCUCAUUGGAUGGCAGAGCUGCACAUAUGGGCUCCCCAACUAAGAGUCGUGGUUUUGCAUCGCUGUGUUCAGGCCUUCAACGCUGUCAGUGGCAACUCAGGAAAACUCCGAGCUCUGAUUCGACGAAUUCUGGGCUGGCCGGAGGUUGUCGUGGUGGCAUCGUACGAAGGGAUGAAGUCCUUGAAGGCGUUUCUUUUGCCGUGCAACUGGGACUAUUGCGUGUUGGACGAAGGACAGCGCAUUCGUAAUCCAGACGCAGAGGUUACACUCAUCUGCAAGCAGAUUCGAACUGUGCACCGUCUUAUCCUGACCGGAACGCCGAUCCAGAACAACCUCCGCGAGUUGUGGAGCCUAUUUGACUUCGUCUUCCCCGGCAGACUCGGUACUCUUCCAGCGUUUGAGGCAGAGUUCGCCAACCCCAUUCGCGUUGGUGGUUACGCCAAUGCAAGCCCCAUGCAGGCUCGCCUUGCGUAUCGCUGCGCUCUGGUGUUGCGAGACUUGAUCCAGCCGUAUUUGCUCCGAAGGCAAAAGAAGGACCUCGAAGAUAUCAUCCAUCUGCCUGCAAAGACUGAACAGGUGUUGUUCUGUCGCUUGACGUCUUACCAACGUCGGCUCUACAGCGAGUUCCUGGAGUCUACCGAAGUGAAGAGCGUAUUGAGCAGAACAAUGCGAGCCUUCAGAGCCAUUGGGAUCCUCCGCAAACUGUGCAACCACCCGGACUUGGUGUGCCGCUUUGGCGACUCUGUGGUCACCAGGUUGGCUAGUCACCAAAUUUGGGGUGGGGAUAGUGACGCAAGUGAGAAGGAAGAGGACGAUACGGCGGAGGAAUCGAAGAGCGACAACGACCAUGAAGUUCAGCGAUCAGGAAAACUCCUUGUGCUCCAGCAAAUACUGCCGCUUUGGCACAAGCAGGGCCAUCGAGUUCUCCUGUUCUCUCAGACUCGUCAGAUGUUGAGCAUCAUCGAACGCUUCGUGGUCAACAAUGAAUGGUCUUACGGACGCUUAGACGGCAGUACGCCGGUUGGCAACAGGCAGACCCUCAUUGAUCGCUUCAACAACGACGAAUCGAUGUUCAUCAUGCUAUUGACUACUCGAACUGGGGGUGUCGGGGUCAAUCUCACUGGUGCCGACCGAGUGAUACUUUUUGACCCAGACUGGAACCCGAGCACCGAUAUGCAGGCUAGAGAGCGCUCGUGGCGAGUCGGACAACGGCGCCAGGUGACCGUCUACCGGCUCGUGACUGCCGGGACCAUCGAAGAGAAGAUCUACCACCGACAGAUUUUCAAGACCGCACUUACAAACCGAGUCCUUCAGGACCCCAAGCAGAGGCGAAUGUUCAGCGCGGACGAACUAGGAGACCUCUUUACCCUUGGUGAUGAUGGUGCUUCAGACGGAUUCACCGACACGAUCGAUCUAUUCCAGGGAGAAGGAAGGGUUCGUUUUCCUCAGGGAGAACAGCAGGGGUCAAAUUCGAGGCGUUCGGAAGGAGCCAGCGAUGUCCGAAGGAAGAACGGGCGUAAGAAAAGUCCUUCACGAAGGGGGAAUCGGGUGGCCCGGCGAGAAAGUGCAUCGCCAAGUUCGUCACCUCUGCUCGGAACGGCCACGGUAACCAUCGCACCAGCAAGCGGAGACGAGGAGCGCAAGAGCUCCGUGGACGGUGACCAAGACAGUGAAAAGUCCAAGGGUGAUGACAACGCGGUUCUGCAAGCGCUUUAUGAGGGUGCGCCGCUGUCCAGCGUGUUCCAUCACGACCUUGCCGAAGGAUCCGGGAGAAUGACGAUGGAACAAAAGAGGAUGGAAGAGGCCGCCAAACGCGCUGCGCAAAGAGCAGUGAACCAGCUAAGGAUGUCCCGACGCACGCUUAGGGCAGGAGCUGGCCAGGGUGGUUUCCAAUCCUCAUGGACGGGUAGGAAUGGCGGGACCAGCGCUGAGAACACGUCGCAAGAUGUCCCACGGGCGGGCAAUCUGAUGGCUGGCGCAAACGUAGGAGCUGGUCGGCGGUUUGGAACAGUCUCCAAUCCCAGCAUUGCUGGCAGACAGGGCGGGCGUGAAGGGCAAGACACAGCAUUUCUCGGGCAGCAAGAGCCCGCAUCAGCGCCUGGGCAAAGCAGUUCAGCGGGCGUGUCUUCCCAGGACAUUCUGCGACAGAUUCGCCUCCGCAAUGGGACACAGCCAGCUCCGUCGCCAGGAAUAUUCCCAGAGUUUCAGACGCCAAGCACCUCCGACGACAAAGACGCCUACUUCGCAGCUCUGCUGCAACGCUUACAGGACUACCUGGCCCAAGCACCUUCAGGGGUCGAUACGGCCGCUUUGAUACACGCCUUCGAGGAUGUUCCGGCCGGCGACGUUCCCGUCUUUCGUCAACUGCUUCAAGCCGUUGCUACCUGCGCCAACGGAGAAUGGACCCUGCGGGAUGCUCCGAGCAACUGA